AUGUGCUGCCAAUCCCCGGAACCGCCAGAGCGCGAGGGAGAAGAAUCAAAGUCGUCUCACAAACGCAAUCUCAGCAAUGGAACAUCUGAGCAUUCACCAGCAAGACGAUCCAAGCGACAAAGGUCAACUAUCAAUCUGAAGGAACAAUCUGAUUCCGAGGCUGAGGAUUCCGAGGCUGAAGUUCCUGCCCCUACAGCCAAGGGAAACAAAGACGCAAAGCCCACUCCAAAGGCUUCUGGGAAAAAGGCCACCACCAAGAAAGAAGCCAAGCAAGAGCCUCAACCUAAGAAGACGAGGAAGACCAAGAAAGACCAAGAGGCCGAAGCCAUGCCUUUGGCACCACGAACUCAAGGGUUGCGCAUGUUUGUUGGUGCUCACGUCAGCGCUGCAAAAGGUGUAUUCAACUCUAUCCACAACAGCGAGCAAAUUGGCGGAAACGCAUUCGCUCUGUUCCUCAAGUCCCAGCGGAAGUGGGACAAUCCGGCUUUGCAAGACGAACAUCGAGAUCAAUUCCACAAACUCUGCGCAGAGAAAGGCUACGAUGCAUCCAAACACGUGCUUCCCCAUGGGUCCUAUCUCGUCAAUUUGGCACAAAGUGACAAGGCCAAGGCCAAGCAAGCAUAUACCUCAUUCUUGGAUGACCUCCGAAGCACCAAUCAAACACCACUUCCAGAAGCGCUUUCUCGACUUGCAGAGAUGCUCACGCAAGCCAUUACGGAAACGAAGACCGUGAUUCCGGUCCUGGAGACUAUGUGCGGUCACGGUAACACGAUCGGUGGAGCACUAUCCGAGUUCCGGGAUUUACUUGCUCUUAUUCCAGCCGAGCACCAUGCCCGUAUUGGAAUCUGUGUCGACACCUGCCACAGCUUUGCAGCAGGCUACGACCUGUCCUCGCCCACCGGCUUCAAGGCUUUCCUCGCGGAGUUCGACGAGUUGAUCGGGAUCAAAUUCCUUCGAGCUCUGCACCUGAAUGACUCCAAAGCACCGCGCGGUAGCAAGCGUGAUCUGCACGCCAAUAUCGGCACCGGAUUUCUCGGCUUACGUGCUUUCCACAAUGUCAUGAAUGAGCCUCGGUUCGAGGAUCUACCAAUGGUCUUGGAAACACCUAUCGAUCGGACUCCAGUCAAGGAUGAGGAGGAUAGUGAAAACGAUUCGACCAAGCCGAAGAAGGGCAAAAAGGCUGCCGCGGCUUCUGUUGCUGAUCCGGGUGUUUGGGCGCGUGAGAUCAAGUUGCUUGAGUCGUUGAUAGGAAUGGAUCCUGAGGGAGAGGAGUUCAAGGCCCUUGAGACUAAACUCUCGGAGGAGGGCAGAGCCGAGCGCGAGAGGCUUCAGGAUCAGCACGAGAGGAAGCUUGAGGCAGAUGAAAAGAAGAAGGCCAAAGGGCCUGGAAAAGCGAAGGGACAGAAGAGUCUUAUGGAUAUGAUGAAGGGUGAUGCAAAGAAGGAUUAG
This is a messenger RNA of Penicillium olsonii, 1449 nucleotides long. NCBI's taxonomy places the organism in Eukaryota, Fungi, Ascomycota, Eurotiomycetes, Eurotiales, Aspergillaceae. The record is from the annotation of a GenBank genome assembly.